AUGAACUCUAGUUACAAGAUUUCGUUAUUAUAUUUUCAUUUCGAUGAGAAAUCUUCCGUUCGGUUAGCAGAAACAAUUAGACAAGUUGCUCAUCAAACGACUCGCCGAUUGAUCGUUGUGCUAGUUUCUCCCGAAUUUGAUCACAGUCAACACGAACACCUGGCAUCUAAAUGGGACUGGAUUCAGAACAUACUUGUGCUCGCAUACGUUCCUGCUGCUCAUACCGCUCAAAUUCGAGACGAUCCACUCUUUAACACUGAUGUCAUAUUGGUACUUGACGCCAAUCAAGCGGCUAGGCACCUUUCUGGAGAGACGUGGGAUGCUAUAUUUACACUCGAAGGAGUACCUGCUCCAAGGCUUGAUGAUGCUCUCCUAACCAAAAAGGCUAACAAACGAUACAUACAAUCAAUAUCCGAGCGAACGGCCAGCGUCCGGUCGUUUGUUCGAAUGUUCAAGCCUUCGAUUGAGUGUGACGCCGUUCCUAUACAAGACGUAUACGGCCCAACUGGAUGGGAUCCCAAUAUCCAAGCCCUGGUUGUCAGUCGUGAGACUCUCGUGGCUCAACUGCGCUCCGAGAAAUCACUGCCCCCUCUGGAUUUAUUUGUCAUUGAUGUUAUAUCGUCCGGCUCCGUCCUGCUUCCAGAGCAAGACACGGCCGUUCUUCGAGAGUCCAAAUUGAGCAGUACGAGCAUUCGUGAAUGGCUAGCUCACAGGGAAGAAUUUCGGAAGAAAUGA
Rhizoctonia solani is the source of this 735-nucleotide messenger RNA. Its product is annotated as cytidylyltransferase domain-containing protein. Gene Ontology annotation, biological process: coenzyme A biosynthetic process. Bases 1 to 735 code for a protein of 244 amino acids. The transcript is spliced from 4 exons. Gene Ontology annotation, molecular function: dephospho-CoA kinase activity. The record is from RefSeq and is a predicted model, not a curated record. NCBI's taxonomy places the organism in Eukaryota, Fungi, Basidiomycota, Agaricomycetes, Cantharellales, Ceratobasidiaceae.